Alternaria ventricosa is the source of this 1302-nucleotide messenger RNA. It is a transcript of the gene JIP5, whose product is annotated as WD repeat-containing protein jip5. The record is from RefSeq and is a predicted model, not a curated record. The transcript is spliced from 2 exons. Gene Ontology annotation, molecular function: protein binding. The coding region runs from base 1 to 1302 and encodes 433 amino acids. NCBI's taxonomy places the organism in Eukaryota, Fungi, Ascomycota, Dothideomycetes, Pleosporales, Pleosporaceae.
AUGUAUUCAACCAACUCCCGCAUCAUCUUUAAGCCCAAGAUGUUCGAGAACUUGUGCGCGCUCCCGGUGGAGCACGAUAUCUUUGUGCAGGCGAUCCACCCAGAGGAGCCUAUCAUAUCCGUCGGCUUGGCUAGCGGCCAUGUGCAGACCUACAGGCUGCCCUCCGGCGCAAGCGACGACGACGACAAUGACGAGACGAAAGCUUCCGAAAAGGGCUUUGGCACCAUAGACAAGCUCUGGGACACACGGCGACACAAGGGAAGCUGUCGGACACUCGGAUACAGCGUCGAUGGCACCUCCCUAUACUCGGCAGGCACAGAUGGCAUGAUCAAGGUCGCAGACUGCAUGACUGGUCAGGUCACUGCGAAGAUUUGUGUACCGCUAGAUCCUGCGAAUGGCGGCAUCGAUGCGCCCACCCUCGUCUACGGUCUCUCACCGCAAUCCCUCAUCCUCACCACCGACUCGGGCUCACUGCACAUCUACGACAUCAGGAACCUCAAGGGCGGCGAAAAGGUCUCACUAAAGCCCGAGAACACACACCGCCCCCACGACGACUACGUCUCCUCCCUCACACCUCUACCGCCCACCCAAGCGAGUACCAGCGGAUGGAGCAAGCAAUGGGUCACAACAGGAGGGAGCACACUGGCCGUCACUGAUCUACGGAGAGGUGUCAUGGUUCGCAGUGAGGACCAGGAAGAAGAGCUGCUCAGUUCCGUUAUUGUGAGUGGGCUGCCAAAGAAGGGCUCAAGCGUGGGCGAGAAGGUCAUCGUUGGCGCAGGCGACGGUGUCCUCACGCUUUGGGAGCGCGGCGUCUGGGAUGAUCAAGACGAGCGCAUCAUCGUCGACCGCUCCAAGGGAGGCGGCGAGAGCCUCGACUCCCUCACUGUCGUACCAGACGGCGUUGGACCCGGCGGAAGGCACAUCGCUGUAGGUCUGGGCAACGGAGACAUUCGCUUUGCCAAGCUCGGCCCGAAUAAGGUUGUCGCAGAGCUCAAGCACGACGAGCUGGCCAAGGAGAGUGUUAUUGGUUUGGGUUUCGACGUCACCGGCCGGAUGAUCAGCAGUGGUGGAAAGACCGUCAAGGUCUGGGGCGAGCAGACCUGGCAGGACGUGGAUGAAGACGACGAGGAAACGACCAACGGCAAGCGAGAUCACGAGAGCGAGGACAGCGACGAUAGCGAUAAGGACAUGGACGACAGCAGUGAGGACGAUGAGCCCAAGCAGAAGCGCAAGAGGAGAAAGAAGGGCAAGGGUGGACAGGCCAAGGGCCAUGGUAUCACGCAGUUCUUAGGGCUGGACUGA